Messenger RNA from Copidosoma floridanum, 1309 nucleotides. It is a transcript of the gene Spf30, whose product is annotated as Splicing factor 30. NCBI's taxonomy places the organism in Eukaryota, Metazoa, Arthropoda, Insecta, Hymenoptera, Encyrtidae. Gene Ontology annotation, cellular component: nucleus; precatalytic spliceosome; cytoplasm. Gene Ontology annotation, biological process: regulation of alternative mRNA splicing, via spliceosome; mRNA processing. The record is from RefSeq and is a predicted model, not a curated record. Gene Ontology annotation, molecular function: RNA binding.
ACUAUUGAAAGUAGUAUAGGCACAGGCAGUCUCUCUCCACUCGACCUUGCUAUAAAUAUAAUCAACAAUGUACCUAUAGUUAUUUUGGUAAAACUAACUUCAUCGUCGUUACAGUUACAGCACCGCAGUAACGCUUCGUUAGUGUCCAAUUUUCUCAUAGCGCGUACCUUUACUCGCUCUCUCUCUCUCUCGUUAAAUAACAAAAAAAAAAAAUAAUCAUACACACAAUAACACAAACUUCACACACGUCGAACUAAACAAAAUGGACGAUCUGCAGAAUUACAAACUCCAGCUGCAGCAGGUCGAAGCUGCACUCACCAGCGACCCGGACAAUGAAGAGCUUCAUAAGCUUAAAAUCGACCUCGAGGAAGUCAUCGAGCUUACCCAGGAUCUCAUCAAAUCGCAACAGCAGGAAAAGAAAUCUGACGCCGAGCAAAACGAUCCAGAGGUGAUAGCUGCUCUAGCUGAAAAGUGGAAAGUUGGCGAUCAGUGCCAGGCGCCGUGGUCCGAAGAUGGAAAGUAUUAUGAAGGAACUAUCGAUGCCAUCAAUGAAGAUGGCUCUGUAAAUGUUACUUUUAAUGAGUAUAAAAACAAAGAUGUCACAACACUAAGUCAGUUGAAAUCAGUGGCUAAAAGACCAGCAUCAGAUUACAUGGAACAAAAAUCCAAGAAAAUGGCAAUUUCUGCUAUGGCAGGAAUGGACUCAAACAAACAGCGAGAGUACUUGAAAAAGAGAAAACAAAAGAAACAACAAAGAUUCAAGGAACUAGAGGAAGAAAGGGAACAGGAGAAAAACAAAUGGCUUGCGUUUGCCAACAAGUCAACGAAAAAGGGUGUUCUGAAAAAGAGUAUAUUUGCAACACCAGAAAAUGUAAACGGCCGAGUUGGCAUUGGAACUUGUGGUGUCAGUGGCAAAGAAAUGACCAAGUAUACCAACGGCGAAAAGUGGCGCCGUGGAGCAUAAAUAUGUAAAUAAUAAUUUAUAAUUAGGUUUUUGUUACAAAUUAUUGUUACAUUAAUUUAAGUGGGCCCAGACUUGACUGUAAUGACAAGUGUACAUGAUCUUUGAAGCAUCUUAUUGAUGCUUAGAAUACUUUCACUUUUAAAAUAGUGACUGUAAACUUGUAAAAAAUACUUAGUAUGAUUGAUUUAAGUGUAUAUACGUAUGCGCGCAAUUUCGCGAGAAUAAAGUGGAAUGUUGUAUUAAAUUUUAGUUUCUUAGUAUUGAUGCCUAGUUCUAUUUAUGUUCUCCAGUCCAGAUGUCUUGUAUGUAAACAAAAUUUACUUAUGAAUAAAUUAAUAUUUUAAA